GCAUGAACGUGAACCGUUUUAUUCUUCGUAUAAUUUUUUUAGUACUAUAAAGUUACCUAUUUACUCAAUGUUGUUAUUUAUAUAUUAGAUGUUAUUUAUUAUUAUUUUUAUAUUUGGUGUUUAAACAUUAACCAUGGAACCAUUAAUGCCUUCCGAAAUCGCUCGACUAGUAUACGGUAAGUUCUUUUAUUUUCAUCGUUUUGAAACUUGUUAAAGCAAACCAGUUUAACUAGUUCCAAAAUGUUCUGAACUAAAAAUUAAGUAAAAAUGCGAUCCUUAAAUCUACAAUUGAAUUCCUUAAUUCUAAUUCUCGUACAUUUCUAAAAAAUCAAAAUUUAGUCCUAUAACUACAUUGACCCAUCAUAUUCUGUAGUACUUUUUACUACCGGUUCAGAAAGUCACUAAUGUGUCAUGUGGAUGCUUAUUGACAGAGCAUUAAGCUCUUGCGGGUAUACCAUUCCAAUAAUGGAAGCAGUAAAAAAUGUAUUUUAAGAAUACAUACUAUAUGCUCAUUACAAUUAUAAUAUGUGUUUAACAAAUUUCCCAGUUCAAGUUUGUACACGUUUAGAACUUUUGCCCUGAAACAAAUUUGUUUUUUUUCAAAUUUCUCUUUGAUUUCACUAAUAUAAUUUCAUACUAAGUUCCUAUAUAUUAUUUUUUCUAAUCUCUAUGUUAAGUAUAAAGUUUUAAAUUCCUUACUGUUAUAUCUUAGCUUAUCAAUGCUUAGUUACAUAUUAUUAUUACUUGUGGUGUUCAGAUAUUUGGAACAUGCAAAAUAUAGUUUUAAUAUAUUUUAAAUUAGGUUUAUUAAACUUGUUUAUAUUGAUGCGCCAUUAAUAUUAUUUACCAAUAAAUCUACUGUAAGUGUAUAUUUAUAGUGUGUAUGGAACUAAAUAUAUCUUGUUUCUUUUCGUGUGGAUUAAUUCAUAAAAUCAGAGAAGAGAUUUUUUUUAAAUUUUUUUAGGAAAAUUGCUUUAUUUUAAAAAAUUACAAUUUAUACAGUUUGUAUAAUGAGUAAUAUUAAUAUUUACAAACAGUUGAAAAGAAUAUAUAAACACAUUAGGAGGAAACCACAUAUUUGUGACACCUCUAAGAAUUAUUUAGUUACUAUAUCAAGUUAAUAAAUUGCGGCACCAAUUCUUUUUGAGGUACCUGGUUGAAUUGCUGGGGAGUGUGAGUGAUACUAAUUUGUUGAUAAAUUGGUUGGGAUUACCUCGCAGUUUAGUGUAGAAGCAUUUAUAGUAAGAGCUGGUUCUGUUGAUAGGUUUGAUGGUCCUUUGAGGUUAGAAUUUAGAGAUUCAUUUGAGACGAACCAGGGUGGGCUAAAAAUUACAUAUAGAUAUACAUUUUGGAAGGCUUUUAUCGUUCUUUUAUUUUAAUUUUUGGCAGAGUCCCAUAUAACAAUGCCAUACGCUCAGAGGAAAAAGAAGAGUUUUAUAUAAAAUAAUUUUGUUUGAUAAAAGAAAUAAUGACAAACAAUAAAAAACAAAAAACAAUAAUAAUAUUCCUAUUUUAUUAUUAUUUGUUUUUACCUAAAGUUAAUUAUGUAUACAUUUUUUAAUAAUAAUUAUUUUUACAGGUUAUUUAAAAGAAAAUAAAAAUGAUGAUGCAGCUGAAAAUUUUUUAAAAUGUUCACCUUAUUUAACAGAAUGUUAUCAAAUGUUUAAAGCUAAUAGACGGUUUAAUUUAAAUGUUAAUGGUUUUAAACUACUGGAUAUUUUAGACCUUUUUGGAACUAUGUGUAGUAUGAGUAAGUUUUGUAAAUUUAGUAUGUAUGAUAUUUUUUUUUUAAGCCAAUUAUAUUUUGUAAAUAUCUUGAUUUUUAAAUUAUGAUGUAUAUCUAUAUCUCAUAUUAAAAUGUGCAUUCAUUUGUGAUAUUAAUUAAACUGAAGGGAAGCAUAUAAUGCUACGAUUUUAGCGAACCCAGUUCCCCGAGCUCCUACUGGUGGAAAGUUUUUAUAUAAGUGAUUCCAAUAGGCAUAUGGUAUUGUUUCUGUAGGAUGGAGGAAUUUGAUUUAUAGUUAACAAUACCAUUUUCCUUGUGAGGGGGAUCAGAACACUACUAUGAUACUUUCAUGAGAUACAACAAAUUAUGAGAUGUCUGAUCAACAGUUAGUAUACAAUUCUGUCAAACAAUAUGAAGAGUUCUAAAUAAGACUUUGGAGGAUUGUCCCAUCUCAAAUCUGCAUGGUGACAACAGAUGAGAGGAAGUACCAUGGUGUAUGAUGUUUGCAGAUAUAGCUUUGACAGGAGAAAAUCUGGAAGAAAUUAACAAUAGAUUUGUGGAAUGCAGAGUAGCACUUGAAAGAAAGGGACUCAGGAUAAGUAGAAGUAAAACAAAUUAUGAGUUUGAAGAAACAGUUCAAGAUAGCUAAUCACAAUAAGCUGUAAUAUUUGAGGUUGAGAGAUUUAAGUACCUAAGAGGAUGUUAACAACCCACAUCUUCUGUCUCAGUCUAACUACCUGGUAACAUACAAGAAUAAUAUUUUGGUUCAAUUAGUUAUAACUUGCUAUAAUAUCAGUAUAUAAUAACAACUGUAAUUUAAUAAAUCAUUAACAUUUUAAUAUGAAAUAUAUAAGACACGAGUAUGUACAAUAUAUUUAUGUUUUUAUUUUAGUUAAUGAACGAACAUCAGAAGUAUACCAAUCUAAAACAUUGAUUGAAAAAUUACAGUAUUUAUUAGAUGUUAAUCCUUUACCAAUAAAAAAAGAUAAAUGUACUGAAACCGAAUUAAUUAUGGUUGAUAAAUUUGCUGGCAAUGAUGAUGAAAUCAAUACUGAAAAUAAAAAUAAAAAUAUAGAAACAAAUAAAAGUAUAUCUGAAGUAUUAGAAAUUCCAUCAUUCAAUGACAUGGUUUCUUGUAAUUUGUCUAAAAUAGAAGAAUUUGAUAUAGUUAAUAAUAAAACAAAUAUAAAUUCUGAAAAAAGUCAAUCAACACAAUCUUCAUCUUGUUUACCUUCAACAACACAAGUUAUAGAUAAUGUAACUACACCAAAUUUUUCUAUUAUUAAAAAAAACGAACCUCAUACUAUUGAAUUCAAUGAACAAAAUUGUAGUACUCCAGCAAAACCAAUUGAAGAAACAAUAAAUAGUAUUAAACCAACCAUACAAUUUAGUCCAAUAGAUAUUCAUAAUCAAUUUGCUCAGUAUGUAUUAUUCAUAUUAUUUUACAAAGUAUAUUAUAUUAAAUGUAUAACCAAAAAAUGCAUUUACAUUAUUGAGUAUUGUUAAUAGUUUUAAAGUAAUUAAAGUAUAGUGUUUAAAAACAGUUCAUUGAAUGUGAUAUAUUUCAUCUUAAUACUUAGUUUGUCUAAACGUGAAACUUUUUAGUUAAUUUUUAUUUUAAAAUUAUUAAUUAUUAUUAAAAAAUAUUUUUAUAGUAAUCAGUCUAAAUCUCAACAAAUACCACAAACAACAUCCUUAGAGUCUAUGCCAGGUUUAUCAAAAGACAAUGACCCAAAGGAUAAUUCUGUUGUUAUUGAUACUGGUGAAUUAGUUGAUACAUUUUUGAAUGACAAAAGUUUAUUGGAAAAAAUUGCUGAUACAAUAAAUAAAUCUAUGGACGCUCAAAAAAAAGUUGGUGAUGUAGAUGAAAAUAGCAUCUUGAAUACUACUCUUGAAAAAGCAUUAGAUUCUACUCAGUCUGAUCCACAUGUCAAAAACAUACUUGAUGAAUUUUUAGGUAAGUAAAAUUUUAUCAAAAUAGUUACUGAUAUAAAUUAUCAACCCAAACCCUAUUUGGUUUUGUAAAGACCACUCAACUAUCCCUCAAAUUCACAGAUAAACUGCUUCUAUAGUUAGCUAUUUAGAGAAAAAAAUUUUACUGCUCAGCAGUUCUACUUGACUUGGUCCAAGUUUUUCACAAACUUAAUCACCCUAGUCUUUUGUACAAACUAAAAAAAGAUAUGUCCUAUCUUACUAUUUUUACUAUUUAUAUUUAAAAUUGUACCUUUUAGUCGAUUAUUUCAUAACCAAGGUAUGGUCUAAAAUCUCUUUUUUGGCCCCAAUAUCAAUAGUAGUCUCCCAAGGAGCUACUUGAUGCCUCUAUCUUGUAUUCUCAUCAAUCUAUACUCAUAUAUGGCAAAUCAACUGAUGACCACCCACAUUUGUUGCAGAUUUUGUCAAUCACAAAAUAAUUUAUUUCUCAUACAAAGAUGUAAUAACUGUUAGUUAUAAUCUUCAAAUUUUUAAGAUUUAGAUCUUGAAGAAAUUGGUUUUUUUUAAAAAAUAUAUUUAAAAUAAUUUCACAGCACCCUAAAUUUAAGUUUGCGGCACCUUGGUUGGGAACCUCUGGUAUAGAGAAUAAUCUUAAUUUAUCCAAAUUCAAAAUAAAAUCUACUCUAAUCAUGUUAUAAAGUGUUACCAUUGGGUGGCUGUUUUCAUAUUCAGAGCAAAGCGUGGAAUGUUUUGCUUUUAUGUAGAAGUCAAAAAAAAUUGAAAAAACAUUACAAUGUAUCAAAUUUAUAUGAGAAUUUUAUUUGUUACAUGCAGAUAAAUAUUUAAUUCCCCUCUAUAUCGUAUCUUCUCCAGUCUAACCACCAUGCAAAGUAUGCCUGCCUUUUUUUUUCUUCUGUCUAAACAUCUUUUCAAAAAGAAAUCUUGAUCUGAUGUAUAGAGUGUAUUUUUUCUGAAAGAAAAUUUUAUUUAUUUGAUGCAUUAUAAAGGUCAAUUUUUUUAUUUUCCAAGUAGUUUUCAAAAUAAUUGAGAAAAACCGAAAACAAAAUUUCGGUAAAACUGCAAAUAUUUACGGCCUGUAGGGACAUUACCAAUUUCAUUGUUAUUAAUUAAUUUUCUACCAAAAAUAGUGCUCCAAUAGAAAAACAACAAGAGGCUUUUUUUUUGUUGCAUUUUUAAUCUAAUUAGUGAGUUAUUUAGUUGUUUUUAAAUUUAGUUUCGUUUGUAAUCAAAAAAAAAAUUGAUAAAAGACCUGGAAAAUAUACAAAAAUAAUGCUGUUAUUAUUUUAAAUAUUAUUCAUAGAGAUUUGAAAUUUUGUUGAAAACUGAUGUUUGCUUUUUUUAGACAUGGUAAAAUAUUUCAGCUAUUUGUAUAUAUUUUAAUUUUACAAGUUUAGUACGUAAUUUUUAAUUGGUAGGUACUCUGCAGAUUAAAUUGUUAGAUCAAAUAGAAACACUUGAAAUAUUGACAAGAGGUUGAUUUUAAGCCGUACUUAGUGAGAAUAUUACAAAAUUGAAUGUAAUGUAGUAUUUUUUUUUCUAUUAGAGUUUAAAUCACACUUUGUUGAAAAUCGUAAAUAUUUUGGUUUUUCAAAACAUGUGUAAGCGAACUUGGCUCCAAAUCGUUUCCUUUGUUUACUUGUUCAUUAUAUUAUAUUUUUUAUUAUAUAUAUGUAUGUUAUUUUUAUUUUUAAUUUAAUAAUAUAUACAAUAACCUAACUGUUAGGUACAAUUUAAAAGUAUGUAUACAUAUAUACAUAUUUAAUAAUUUACUAAUAGCUUAUUAAUGCGGCACUAAUAUCUAUAUUUUAUUUUUACUUUUAGUUUUUAAUGUAGAAAAUCGGGAUGAUGGUAAAAAAAAAAUCAUUAAUAAUCAGCAAAAUUCAAUAAAAUCUCGUUUACGUAGUGCCAAGAAAAAAGGACAAAGUAAUAUAGGUAUAUCUUUUAAUUUUCUUACUAUUUUCAUGGAAGGAUAUAUAUAUGUAUGUAUUUACAAUAUAUAUACCUGUUUGUUUAUUGUGAUAGAUGAUAUACCUAGCAAAUCAAAAAAAAAUAAUUUGAAUACAGUUAAACAUAUUCACCAUAGUAGUAAUGAAGAUAACGUGAACAUCGACAAAAAUAUUUUAUUAAUACAUGAUGGCAAUCUCAAAACAUCAUUUUUUGAGAGUUAUGAUUUGUUAUCCAAUCAAAUUAUUUUACAGCCCAAUAACUCUAGUAUUGGACAAUCAUUUCACUUGAACAAAGGUAGACUACAAACGGGGUUUUUUUUGUUUUUUUAUAAAAUGUAUAGACAAGUAUGCUUAUUAACCAUCCUAUUUUGUUUGUAGAAGAAGAUUGUUUGAGUAAAACAAAUUAUGUGAAAAUCACCCAAAAAAUGGCCUCAAUGUUACAAACAGGUACUUAUUUUAUAAAAUUAAAUCUAUUAUUAAUAUUUAUAUAAAUUUAAUUAACGUUUUACAGUGUAAAAGGGGCUAGGGUUGUUAAGAUUGACUCAUAAAAAUUAUCGUUAUUUAUAAUCAGUGUCAAUGUUUAUUGCAGUAACCCUGACCUUAAUUGGUUGAGGUAGUUUUUUCCUCCUGGGUAUGGGGAUUUACUAUAGGGCUAAUAAUACCAUAUAAUAAAAAAGUUUUGUUAAGAAACUAAUACGAAAGCCUUGAACUGUAAUUUUGUAGCAGCUGCAAUGGCACUUGAUGAACCAUAGAGCAAAAAAAAAAAGUAUAUAACAAUAAUAAUCGAUAUUUUUAUAAAUAACUUUCAAAAUUAAAUGUAAGCAUUUAUGUUAUUACUAAGUAAAUUCCAUAUCAAAAACCUAAAUUUGUAUCUAAAUCUUUUCUUAUUUGUAUUAAACAUUGUUUGUUAUAUAAGUAAUAAUCAUUAUAUGGCACUAUUUAUUUAUCUUUUUUUUUUGGUUUAUAGAAGAAGAUUGUUUAAAUAAAACAAACUAUGUAAAAAUAGCUCCAAAAAUAACUCCAAUGUUAAAGACACUUCAAGGUAUGUAUACUAGGUUUAGAGCAACAUUGAUGUAAUUUUUAAAUACUAUUUUAAUAUAUUCAAACUGUUAACAUAUUAACUUUUUAUUCAAUCUAAUCAAUUAAACAUUUUUCUUUUAGCUCCUGAAAAAUGUAUUUUUCCAAAAAGAAAAAGACGAUUAAAUGAAUUUGAUGUAGUACGAAGCCAAUUUAAAAAAGGAAAUAUUACUUUUGUACAACCUCCAAAGGAAUCGGUUCAACCUACCAAGUCAAUUAUAAUUGAAGUUCCUAAUCAAAAUUCUUUCGAAACUCAAAAUGAUUCAAAAAAAGAUACUAUCAAAGUACCAGAGGUAUCCAAUGUAUCAUCUAUUGUAAAAGAUACAGUUUUACUUGAUGACACACCAGACGAUAGAACUAAACCGCCAAAAAAUAGAAGUCUGAGUACACCCCGUAGAAGAAGUACUCAUAUAAGAUGUUUAGAUUUUAGUACUCCACAACCUAAGAAUAAUAAUCGUGAUCAGGCUCGUUCUAAACUUUUAUUUGACACUCCAAAAAGAUAUGAAAAAAUUUUGGAAGUACCUUCUGCUAGUCCUUUACCAAAACUACAAGCUGAUUGGGGAUCUGUUAAUGGAUUUGAGUCAAUUGUUAAAAAAGAAACUACCACAGAUUGGGAUACAGAUAUUAGAAAUAUGGUUGGGGCUGGGAUUUUAACGUCUGAUGCUGACAGAAGUAAAAUGAGAAAGAAGAAGAUUCCUAGAAAGAAAAUUAAGUCACAAAAUGAUAAAAUUAAUUCUGAAUUUGACGAACAAAAUGAAUUACAAAUUGACGGAACUAGUAAACCAAAGGAUUCUGAAAACUUAUAUGAUGUAAAUAAGCAAAAUUGCAUUGGAUCAUUACUAGAUGAUAAAAUAUCAUCAAAGGAUCAAAGUGAAUUUUCUAUUCCAUUGAAAAUUUCAGAUGAAGUUACAGAAUUAUGCAAUGAACAACUAUCAACCAAAUCAAAUUCUUCAAAAGGUUUGAAUGGUUCUACAUUUUUGAAACCACAAAAUGAAUUUCCUAUUUCAUUGAAAACACUAGAUAAAGUUACAGAACUGCAUAAAGAGCCACUGUCAAUCAAAUCAGAUUCAUUAAAAAGUUUCAAUAAACAAUUAUCAAUUGGAUCUAAUUUUUUAAACUCUGUAAAUGAUUCAAAUUUAUUAAAGAUUAAAAGUGAUUUUUCUAUUUCAUUGGAAACGCCAGAUAAAGUUACAGAAUUGCCAACUAAAUCAAAUUCAUUGGAUAGCUUCACUGAACAACUGCCAAUUAAAUCAAAUUUUUCUAAUAAUUUUAAUGAUUCAAAUUUGUUGGAAACAAGAAGUGAAUUUCCUAUUUCAUUGGAUACUCCAGAUAAAGUUACAGAACUUAAUAAAAUAAAAUCACCAAUUAAGUCUGAUUUUAUAAACAGUUUGGAUGAUUCAAAUAUGUUGAAAACACAAAAUGAAUUUCUUAUUUCAUUAGAGACCCCAGAUAAGGUUACAGAACUGUUUAAAGAAAAACCACCAAUUGAAUCAGAUUCAUCAAUGAAAAGUUUCAAUAAUGAAAAACCAUUAGAAAAAAUUAUUGAAUUUCCUAUAAUUUCAUUAGAAACUCCAGAUAAAGUUACAGAAUUAUAUCAAGAACAAUUGUUAAUUAAAUUGGAUUCAUCAAAAAGCUCCUAUGAUAAAAAAUCUUUGGAAAAACAAAGUAAUGAAUUGUCUAUACCCCAAAACACUUCUAAUAAAAUUACAGAAUUGUGUCAUAAACAAUUGGAUGUUGUAUCUGAUUCAUUAAAAAGUUCUUAUACUAUUCAAAACAAACUGGAACAGUCUCAAAUUAAUGUUAAAGAACAAGAAAAUAAUUUAAAUAAAUCAAAAACUUUAGAUGAAAUAGAUAAAGCAACCACCACUUAUAAUUCAAAACUAGUAACUGCAGUUAAUCCUAGUGAAUUGACAAAUAAAAACCAAGUUAAAGAUCCUAAAUGUUCAGAAACGUUAAAUCAUUUUAAGUAUUUAAAGCCAUCAACAAAUGAACAACCAGAAAAUAAUUCAAAUGAGUCAACUGAAAAUUUAAAAAAACAGCUUUUAGUUGAUUUAAAUGAAACAAACUACUCAAAAAAAUUGAAUACUCCUGAAGAAGUUAUUCAAAAUCAGCCUAUUGAACACAACCUUGUUGAAACCCCAUAUAAAUGUGAUGAUGCCGCGGUUGAUGUUCCUGAAACUCCAAUUUCAAAAUUACUACGUGAAUAUGAUCCGAGUAAACUUAUUACACCUUUACAUUCUACACCUUAUCAUUAUGAUGAUUCAACCGAGACGCCUUUAACUAAAGUAUUUAGAGAAACCGCGUUUUUAAAUCGACCUCCAAUAUCACCUUUUCCUCCGACUCCAGGAAAUUCAAGGUCUGUUGAUACUUUAAUUGUACCACUAGACCAAGACUGCUCAAAAACUUCAGUUAAUGAUAAAAUACAUAGUUUAAAAGAAUUUCCCACACAACUUAGUCAAACAACUAAUAAUAAUAAGCCUUUAGUAAAGAAAAAGAAAGUUAAAGUUAAACCAUCACCCUCAAUAACUAAACCAAAGCUUUCGGUUAAAAGUAAAAGUAAAACUGAUUUAAAAGGAAAAACUAUUGAAGCAAAAAUAUCACAAGUAUAUGAGUCUGUGAAAGUUGAGUUAUUUGGGAGUGAAAUUUCAUCAAGCUUAAGUGUGGAUGAAUUAGUAAAUAUAACAGAACAGCCCAAACAAUUAUCGAUGAAUAAAAAAAAAGAAGAAAAGAAAUCAGGUUUUAAACCAAUACCUAAAAGAAAAUCAAUUCAAUCAGCAUCUAUUGGAAUUGGUGAAAGUCAUUUUUUAAAAGAACUUGAUCCAAAAAUUAAUAAAUCAUUAACAGAUGAACAAAAUGAGAACAAUUCUAUAGGAAAAUCUAAAAACAUUUUAAAAACUAAACAGUCAAAUAAAAGUAAAAAAUCUAUGGUCCAUUUUGAUGACCCAGUAGAGAAAUCCUACUUUUCUUCUACAAACAUAGUAUCAUCUGCACCCAACACUAUAGUUUCUAAUAAAAUCCAAAAACAAAAUUUAACUAAUGAAAAAUCUGAAAAUUUGAUUGGAUUGAGUAGGUAUUUGAAUAUACCAGUCAAAUUAACUGAGAAUAACUCAAAAAAAAUACUAUUGAAAACGAUUGAACCAGAAAAGAAAAAUUCUAAAUUGAAAAACUUUGAUUCUACCAUUAAAUAUUCAAAAAUUGCCAAUGAAAAUUCACCUGAAAUGUCUUCAGAUUUUAUAAAUAUAUCAAAAACACACAAUAAUAGUAAUCAACAAAAUAAACUAUCUGCUAUUUGUUCAAUUGACAGGAAUAAAAUGUCUGACAAACAAGAUAAUAUCACUUUCAAUAAAUCAAAUACAUCAAUGGAAUCUAUAUCCAUUGAUACUAGAACUUCUGAUAAAUCAAAUCAACCUGAAUCAACUAGUAUUAGUUGUAAUAAUAGUAUGAAUAAUAUUUCUUUUAUUUCUGUUAUCCGGAGUGAUGAGUUAGCUCCAGUAACAAAGGUUUUUGAUCUAACAAAUAAUUUGGAAUAUUUAAAAAAACCUAAAGCUUUUGAAAUUUCUACUGAUGACAGUAAACAAAUGGUAUGUUUAGCAUUAACCUGGUAUUUCUGUUUAGUAUAGGUUUUUUUCUUUUAAACUGCGUUUUAGUAAUAUAUACUAUAAUUAGAUUUAAUAGUAUUAUUUGAUUAAACAUUUAUGAUGUUUAAUUUGUCUCAUUGUAUAAAAAUAAUUGUUCCGUUUUAGGGUAUAUGUAUAUAUAUAUUAAAAAAAAAAAAAAAAAACUUCUAACAUAUCAUAUAUAUUUACAUAUAUUAUCAACUUGAACAUUUUUCAUUAAUAGUUUCACCCUCAUAUAUUACAUCUUUCUUUUUUUUUAAUCUCAACUAAAGAAACAAAAUGAAAUACAUAAAUAAAUAAAGUAUUUUAAAUUUAAAUAGAUUUGGAAGAAAUCUCAUAUUAAUUUACUAUAGUGUGAGGCUUGUCUUACUAAACUUAGUUAAUGUUUUUUGUAAAAAUAAUAAGUGACAUUGCUGUUUAAUUUUAGUUUUAAAUAAAAUAAACUAAUUACAUUUUUGUACAAGGAUAAAAUAUUCAGAAACUCAUUUAAAUUAAAUAAAUAAAUGAAUAUGUCGUCUGGAGUAUUAUGAUGUGUAUUAUGCGAUCGGUUUUGAAUUAAAAAUUCAUCACCAGGUAUAUCACAAAGUCAAAAAUUAAAAUGAAGGAUUACAUAGAAAUAAAAUUAUACAAAUUAGUAAUUUUACAUAGAAAUAAUUUAUUUGGUUAUUAUUUAUUAUCAAAAAUUUAUCGAUUUAAGAUUUUAUUUUGAAAAUCUGUUUGAAAAUUAAAAUAUUAAAAUAAUUUUUCUUUAUUUUAUUCUGUAUGUGUAAUUUUUCUAAAACAAAAUUGAUGUAAAUGUUACUUUGGGUAUUUAAUAUUUCUAAGUAUAUUAAUAUCAAAACUUAUAUUACGGUUAUUUUCUAACAGAUGUUUAGUGAAAUUUAUAUUUGUCUUACCUAUAUGCAAUUUAUUAUAAUUAUAUUUAUACCAGCAUUUUAAAAAGAAAACUGAUUUUUCGUAGGUUUUUAGUUCUAUUGUUUAUGUUUGAUUAAAUUAUUAUUAAUCUUUUAAAAGCAAUUUUUACAUUUGUAUUAUUGUUUAGAAUUUUAGCAAAUUUAUAAGAUAUACUAUUUUGAUAUUUCAUAAUUUUAUAACUAUUCAAAAUUUUAAAAUAACUAUAUAUAUAUAUAUAUAUAUAGUAUACUAUAUAUACUAUAUAUACUUUUAUAAUAAUUUUACAUUUUAAAAUAAGAUAUAUAUAUAUAUAUAUCUGAGAUAAAAUUUUAAAAGACUGCCUCUAAUUUAAAUUUCUCUAAACAUGUUUUAAAUAAAACGUAAUGUAAAUUUUGAUAUUAUUACAGACUUAAAAAUAUUAAAUACCCAAAAUAGCAUUUACAGUAAUUCAGUUUUAGAAAAAUGAUUUAAUGAAUAAUAUCUUAUAUUAAUAAAUUGUUGAUAAUAAGAAAUAACCAAAUAAAUUAUUUUUCAUAACAUAUCUAUGUUAAAUAAUAAUUCAUUUUAAAUAAUCUACUAUUAAAAAAAUGAUUUCUAUGUAAAAUUAAAAUGACCAAUUCGUAUACUGUUAUCUCUAUGUAUUUCAUUUUUCAUAUUCAGUCGCGUUUUACUUUUUGACUGUGUUUGAACUGAUGAUGAAUUUUUAAUUCAAAACCAGCCUGUUAAUACACAUCAUAAUCUUCCAGGUGGGUGCUUAUUUAUUUAUUUACAAGUAUUAACCAUUUUCUAAUUUUGUUUUGACUUUAUUACAUUUAUUAUUUAAAUUUAAGAUUAGAAUUAUGUUAAAUAACUUUAAUAAUGACAGUAAUGAAAUUUUUUGUCCUCUUAAAAAUAUUGAAAUAUUAAUUAUACUAAUGUACUGAAUUCGUUUAGUUAUAAUUUUUCAAUUUUAUUUUUUUAUAGGUUGGGUAUUUGAACCUGUCAGAUUUCAUAACUCUUUUUUCACUGCAAACAUCUAACAAUGUUUUACCUUCAUCAAAUACAAUUACUUCCCCAUUUGUAACCAAGAAAAUCCACGAAAAAGAAGCCGGUGAAUUAGAAGACGACGAUAACAAUUUUUUACCUGUAACCAGUACUCCCAAAGAUACUGUAAAAAAAAUUGAGGAUAAACAAUGUAAAGAAAAGCAGAGUAAAAUAUCAGAUGUUACUCAUGUAAAAGAAGCUGGUAAAUUAGAAGACAAUGGUGACAUUCUCAUAUCUGUUACCAGUACUCCCAAAGACGUAGCAGUGAAAAAAAAUGAAAAUAAAUUGUGUAGAGAAAGAAGGAGUCCUUCAUUUUGGGAAAAUUCAGUUCAUGUUAAUUAUCGAAAUAAAUAUAAAGAUGACAGACAUAAAGAAUCAUACCGUUGGCAAAAAACAAAUUAUAGAGAUAGAUAUGAUAAAAAAUAUUGGUAAAUAUUUAUACAAUUAUACUUCUAUAGUUCUUAUAUUUAAAAUAAGAAUGAAUUAUGAAUUUUAAAGCAAGAAUAAUUAAUGAAUUAACUAUUAAAUAAUUUAUCGCGAGUUAAUUUUAUUGGAUAGUUUAAUAAAAUGUGGAGUAUGUUACUGGUAAUUAACGUGUAUUUAGAUAAGGAAAUCAUUGAAGAAAAGUUUGAAGGACGGCAAAGGAAGUAGUAAGACUUAAACAAAGAGAGGCAAGUGGGAUAAAAUUAUUUUACUUGAUAUUUUAGAUUGUAAUUCAAGAAAAUUGGUUAGUUUGUAAAAUGUCCCUAUGUAUAUUUUACUAUAGUGAUUUUCUCAAUGAUUGAGAUAUAAUUUAUUAAUGUAUUUUUUAGAAUUGGGCAAUAAUCAGACUAGUUGCUGAAUAAUGCAAGAGCAAAAUCCUACAGCUGACUUAUUAUUAAAAAUCUUUGUAGUCUAGAAUUGAAAGAAACUUGAUAUUAAAGAUUCAGUUCGUCAGAAAGGGGUAGUAGUAUGAUUUAUAGCAAAAAGAUUUGAUUUUAAAAGUUAGUUUGUAACCAUGAGGGUUAUAUUUGAGGAUCAGAUAGAUGUUUAGGAUAUGAGAUGCAAUAAUUGCAAAAUAAUUUUUAAUUAACGACAAAAUUGUGUGAAGAAAAAUUAUUAAAGAAUGAAUUACAGUAUAUAAAAUAAAAACAAGUUGAUAAAAAAAAAAAUAAACGAUAUAUUGUGGAAUUUUGAGAAAAUCAAUUAAGUGUUAUUAAAUAAUUUUUAAUGUUUUUUAUUUAGAUAUAUUAAGAAAGAUAAUAAAUUAAAAUAAUUUAUUUAAAUUAAUUAUAAGUAUUAAAAAUUUGAAUAUUUUGAUUAUUUACAUGAUUUUAAAUGAAUGUAUUCAUUAGUGUAUAAUUGGAUGUCAAUUAUGUUAUUAGGCCCAGCAAAUUAAGACAUAACGAUGAUAGAUCACAAUAUGAUAGUAAUAGUCGUUUUCAUUAUGCAAGUAUAAAAAGGGAAUUUCGUGAUGAAGAAAGACGAAGUCGUGAUUAUCGAGAUUAUAAUAUCUAUGAUAAGCGUAAAGGAAGAGAUCGAAUAGAGGAUUCAAAAAGAAUGUAAUGUAUACACAUUUAUGUAUUACCUUUUUGAUAUUUUAAUUUUGAAUUGUAAAAACAAAUUAUAUAUUUUUGUAUACAAACAGUUAUAUGCAAAGUAAAAUUAUUUAAGUUAAUUUUUUUAAUAUCUUUUAUAAAAUAACUUUCAUUUAAAAUAUAUUAUUUUUAUUUAAAGGACCAUCCAAUUCAACAAAUUUUCUUUGUCUUAAAUUAUAACAUAUACUAUGACGAAAAAAUGAUAUUAUUAAAAUUUGUAUCCGUUCACUAGUUUAUUAUUAAUAUUGAGCGUGACUUUACUGAUUCGUUCACCGCGGUCACUAUUUAUACAUUCGUUUUUGGUUUAACGUAAAGUAACUGUUACUGAACUUCUUUUUUUUCGAAUGACCUAAUCAAAUGUAUUUAAGAAUACCUCAAAUGUUUUCUAUUUAUAUAAUUAUAUCAUAUUUUGGUUUAAAAUGAGUGAAAAAACAACAAUUAUAAUAUUAUACACCACUGUUAUAAAUAGUACUGCUAUGAGUUCAUUUUAGAUUCUGAGUUAAGCGAAGAAGCUUAUAGUUCUACAAAGAUAUUUAUUUUUUUUUCUGUGGACAACUUUUCAACCAGCAAUUUCACUCCAACUUAUAGUGAUAGCAAUUUUUCUAAAAGGAAAACCGAUUAGGGAGGUAUAUUUUAGAAGUCAUUUUUCAAUUUUCUCAGUUUUCCCAGAAAAUAUGAAAAUCAGGAAAAACACGGGAAAAAUGCUACUACAUUAAACAAAUUAUUAAAGAAAAUGUAUAAAGCCUAUUUAAUUAUUUUACUAUAAUAUGGCAUAUUUAUUAUUGACUAAGCAUCACUAUAAACCGAACUCUGCUCAGAACCUUUUUUUAUAAGCAAUGAUUUAUUGUUACUUGCAGGUAUACAUUAAAUUACAUAUAACAGUGGCUGGUGCAGUUCUCAUUAUUCUAGGAUGUCUUUUUUAAUUUUAUACUAUCAAUGUUUAAUAUUUUGUCUUAAAAUUGAGUUGGAUGUAACAUUGAAAACCAUAUGCAUUUCAGUAUAUAUUUAUAGUACUACUCAUGUUUUUAAUUAUAUUAUGAUUAUUUUUAUUGGUAAUAAUGUUUUAGAUUACCAAAUGAUACACAAAUUUGGCCUAGAUCUGAGGAUAGUUUUAAGAAAGUUUUAAAAAGGCCUGCUGAUAGAUCGGAUCACUAUAAAGUAAGUUCUAGUAUUUACAUCUAUGUAAAAGAUUUUCUUCAUAUAAUAAAUUUAAUUUUUGGAUUUUUUUUUCUAAAUUUAUUUUAUAGUAUUUAAGUGGUACUUUCAUUAUGUGCAAAAUGAAUAUUGUUUUAUUUAUUUUUAAUUACAUAAGAGCACAAGGCCUAAUUUAGCAUGGUGCAAUAAAGGUGAAGUUACUUAUAAAAAUAUAUAUAGCAUUAAUGAAAGUUUAACAGUAUAUAGUAAUUAUACAUACAUAAAUGAGGAUAAUAUUGUGUCAAUAUUCGUAAAGGGACAUUCAACAUUGCAUUUCCACCAUAAUUAAUUUUUGAUGAGUAAAUAUAAAAAAAGGAAACAGAAUUACACAUUGGAUGAGGAGGCACCUUAAAGGUUACUUUAAAGAGUAAAUCUGUAGAGUCUAUAUGUCCGGUUAUAAGUUUUAGUAGAAAAUUCAGCAGCAUGUUUUUGAUUAACCAAUAUCUCCAUAUUAAGCUGUUUAAGAGCUGGAGAAUAGUCAUAUGGUAAACACUCAUAAUCAUUGAUGUCUAAAUUAUUUUUAUUUUGUAUAGUAGACAUUUUUAUAUUGUAUGAAUAAAUACAAUUAUUCCUCUGUGACAAAAUUUUUCAUUUCAAAAUUAAAGUGGUUUUAUUAAAAUUCCUACAUUACAGAUCAAAGGUCCACAGACAAAGCAAUUAAUAGCUUAUAUUAGGAAACUUUUGUUUUUAGUUUUUACUAAUUUAAAAUAUUACAUUGUCUUGCUCAACAGUAGACAUAUUUGUAAAGAAUUAGUUAAUACAAUGAAAUUUUAAUUUUUUUUUUUUAGACUCCAGCCAAAGUAUCUAAAGUUGAACAUCAACGAUUACUAAGAAAUGUUGAUGUUGAUGAUUUUUUGUCUGUAGUACACGGCAAAAAAUAAACCAGUGACUAGAGAUACAAUUAUACUU
Cinara cedri is the source of this 15916-nucleotide messenger RNA. Lineage: Eukaryota; Metazoa; Arthropoda; Insecta; Hemiptera; Aphididae. The record is from the annotation of a GenBank genome assembly.